AUGGAAGCAGUGCUAGAUGUGAAGAAUGGUAAAGUGACGAAGAGAAGUCCUAAGCAGACUGUCAAAGACAAGGUUACCUCCAAUAAGGAAAGAGUGACAAUACCCAGGUUGGAACUAACAGCAGCAAGGAUCGCAGCACGUUUGUUGAAAACAGUCAGAGAAACUCUAAAGAACUGGGAGCCAGAAGAGUUAGUUCUGUGGUCUGACAGCAGCACAGUGCUACAUUGGCUAGAGAAUCGAGGUCAAUACAGACAGUUUGUCCAGCGAAGAGUAGAUGAGAUACAAGCAUUGACAACGGAUGUAAAUUUAAAAUAUGUGCCCACAGCUGAGAAUCCUGCAGAUUUGGGCACAAGAGGAUUGUCUCCCCAGCAAUUAGAGCAAAGCAAGCUUUGGUGGAAUGAACCAGAGUUCAUAGUGGAUGGAAAUUAUCCCCACCAGCCUCACCUGAUCGAAACAGUUGAAAGCAAGGCUGAAGAAAGACAGUGUACACUUCCAAUUGCUGAAGAAGAACCAAGUCUGUCAAUCAACAAUUUAGUGCCUGCGGAAAACUAUGGCUCAUAUGGCAAACUGUUGAGAGAUACAGCUCUUGUUCUUAGGUUUAUAAGUUGCCUCAAGGAGAAGAAAAGGCCAGAUACUCAAAUGUUGCGUGUAGAAGAGAUCCAGGAGGCAGAAGAAUUGUGGAUAAAAGAUUCACAAGUGAUGGUGAAAGGAAGAAAUAGUUACUCUCAAAUAAAGACACAGCUUGCAGUGAUAGAAAUCAAUGGAAUCUUACACUGCCAAGGACGUCUUCAAAACACAACACUACCAGUUGAAAGCAAGUUUCCAAUACUGUUACCCCAGGAUAGCAGAUUUACAAGUUUGCUAAUUUCAGAGUGUCACAAGCGUACACGACACGGGGGAGUAAAUACAACAUUAGCGGAAGUCAGAAGCAAGUUUUGGGUCUUAAAGGGACGCCAGGCUGUAAAGCAACAAUUACGUCAAUGUAUGGUUUGCAAUAAGCGAAAUGCAAAGCCAUGUGCACCACCUCAAUCUGGACAGCUACCAGCAGAGAGGGUGGUUCGAGGCAACCCGUUUAGUACAACCGGAGUUGACUUUGCAGGACCUAUAUAUUUGAAGAAUGAAGAGAAGGCAUAUGUUGCACUAUUCACAUGCGGUAUAACCCAUGCAGUACACUUAGAGCUCACAGAAGAUAUGACAGCCAAUGAAUUUAGAGGAAUGUUUCGAAGAUUCAUCAGCAGACGUGGAGCACCUGCUACAGUAAUAAGUGACAAUGCAAAAACAUUCCUUGCCACUGCAAAGCACUUGAAGAAGACAUGUGUAGAGCAAGAAUUGCAGAAUUUUUUGUUGGCCAACCGCAUUGAUUGGCAUUUCAAUAUAGCUAAGGCACCGUGGCAAGGCAGCUUCUUUGAAAGAUUAGUUGGAAUAACCAAGACAGCAUUAUUCAAGACCAUGGGAAAGGUAAAACUAACCUUUAGAGAGCUGGAAAACAUGUUGAUAGAAGUUGAAGGAAUGAUAAAUAAUCGACCACUUACCUAUCAAACAUCAGAUUUAGAGGAAGAGCCCCUCACUCCAAAUCAUAUGAUUCAUGGUCAUCGACUAUCAAUGAUAGGAGAUGUCAAGCAUGACAACGAUGCAGAUUUUGAUGACAAGAACGUGAACAAGAGAAUGAAGUUCUUGAGAGCUAAGCUAGAGCAUACACUACCAUUGAACGAAGUUUCUGGAAGUUAG
Messenger RNA from Rhopilema esculentum, 1728 nucleotides. NCBI's taxonomy places the organism in Eukaryota, Metazoa, Cnidaria, Scyphozoa, Rhizostomeae, Rhizostomatidae. The record is from RefSeq and is a predicted model, not a curated record.